AUGGCAAAAGGGAGAAAGAAGGUUGAGACCACUACUGCUGCACCAACUCUGCACUGGCAGAACAGUCUAUGGACCAUCGGGACUCACCCUCCCACCUUCAGGCUGAUUAUGCACCCGCAGGUCCAGUGCAGUAGUUCCGGAGCCGGGGAGUUCAACAAGGCCUUCAUCAACAACUUCAUUGGUGGAAGAGAUAGGCAAAAGCCAACAAUUCACCUCCUUACCAUCACUCAGAAGGAGGACGAGAUGUUGAAGAACUAUAUUAAACGCUUCAACUUGGAAGCAAUGCAAGUGGAGGGUUAUUCAGAUAAGAUCGUAUUAGCAGCUAUGAUGUCCGGCCUGAAGGAGGGGAGAUUCCUCUUAUCGCUCGGCAAGAAUCCCCUGACGACAUUGGCCAAGCUCCUCAACCGAACUCAGAAGUACUCCAAUGCCGAGGAGCUUUUUAGCUCACGGAAAGCCACCUGGAGUGCAGGGGGCUCGGCUAGGGAGAAACGGCCUAAGGAGGGGCAAGCAUCGACUCGCAGUAACAAGCGUAGAAGGGACGACGAUCUGACCAGAGGUGAAUGUCCAAGAAGACGACCUGAGAGCAGGUUCCACUCUUACACUCCCCUCAACACUACACCCAAGCAAGUCCUCAUGGAAGUUCGGGACAAAAGACUUUUGAUGUGGCCAAACCAGAUGAGGACUAACGCAGACAAGCGGGAUAAGUGGAAGUACUGCCACUUCCACCGCGACCACAGCCACUCUACCAUUUAUUGCUUCGAACUCAAGGAGGAGAUCGAAGCCCUCAUUUGCAACGGAUACUUCCAAGAAUAUGUCAGGAGAGAAAAACGAUUAAAUUGGAGGAACGAGCAGCUUGGAGGUGAAAACAACGAGGCUACUGGUGAGAUCCACACCAUCUUUGGUGGGCCUGCGAGAGGAGGAGACUUGAACCGAGCACACAAAGCUCAUGCUUGGAGAGUCAGUCACAGCAUCUCAGAACACCACGUCCACCUCACAUACAGACCACUAAAAGAGCAGAGAAUGCUCCCUUCCAAAUUGACCUUCACCAAGGAGGAUGCCUACGGAAUCUCCCAUCCUCAUGAUGACGCUCUGGUCGUGGCCAUGACCAUAACUAACCAAAAAGUAUAUCACAUUCUUGUGGACAAUGGCAGCUCAGUCGACAUCCUCUUUGCUAACUCCUUCAACAAAAUGGGAAUCAAAAGGUCUCGACUUUGGCUUGUCAAUACCCCAUUGUUCGGAUUCGCAGGAGACAGGGUCACCUUUGAGGGAUCCACACAGCUUUCGGUCACUGCAGGAGAUGGACAAAACCAGACAAUGAUUGACUUUCUUGUGGUCGACUAUGCUUCUGUUUACAAUGUCAUCCUCGGGCAGGUCAAAGGAGACCAGCAGGAAGCUCUCUAA
Molecule: messenger RNA, 1401 nt
Organism: Magnolia sinica
Lineage: Eukaryota; Viridiplantae; Streptophyta; Magnoliopsida; Magnoliales; Magnoliaceae
Exons: 2
Coding region: 1-1401 (466 amino acids)
Source: RefSeq, a predicted model, not a curated record